AAUUUUGUGUUGAUAUGAUAAUUUUAACUAACGAACUUUAUUCUACAGCGGAGGUAUACACGGUGACCGACCUACAAACACAUGUGUUAAAUUUUAUAGCUACCCGAGAAGAGUUGACAGUGUACUGUAACUGUGUCUCGUGUGCUACAUAAAACAUAAAGAGCCAUAAUGCUUUCUAUUACGAGAUAUGCGAGAUUUCUCCCGAAACGUGUUGCAUUAAGUCGCUGUCUGUCCUCAAUACCUGACCAAUAUGUAGCUGUCAAUGAGCCAAUGCAUGAAUAUGCCCCAGGCAGCAAAGAAAAGAAGGAACUUGAAGCAGCCCUUGCAAAAUAUGAGAAUUCUGUGGAGGAUAUCCCAAUUGUCAUUGGGGAUGAGGAAAUCAGAACAAAUGAAGUUCGCCACCAAGUUGCUCCAUUUGAUCAUCAGAAGAGGAUAGCACAGUUUUCUUAUGCAUCUGCUGACAUUGUACAGAAAGGGAUAGAUACAAGUUUACGCGUACGACGGGACUGGGAGAGACGCCCUCUUUAUGAGCGGGCUGAGAUCUUCCUCAAGGCAGCUGACCUGAUGAGUGGAAAGUACAGAAUGGACCUCCUGGCCACUACAAUGAUGGGACAGGCAAAGAAUGUUGUACAAGCUGAGAUAGACGCAGCUGCUGAGCUCAUCGAUUUCCUCCGCUUUAACUCACAGUUUGCUCAGGAUAUAACAAAAUACCAACCCCUCAGUCCAGCUGAAAAUGUCACCAAGAAUUCCACAGUGUAUAGAGGAAUGGAGGGUUUCUGGGCUGCUAUCACUCCAUUUAACUUCACAGCCAUUGGAGGUCAUUUAGCACAGGCUCCAGCCCUCAUGGGUAAUGUGUGUCUGUGGAAACCUUCCGACACUGCCAUGCUAUCCAACUAUACAGUGUUCAAGAUCUUUCGUGAGGCUGGGGUUCCAGCAGGUGUCAUCAACUUCAUUCCUGCAGAUGGUCCGGUGUUUGGGGAUACAAUUACAAACUCCCAUGACCUUGCUGGUAUCAAUUUCACAGGCAGUGUCAGGACCUUUCAUCACUUGUGGAAGCAGGUUGGCCAAAACUUGGAGAAGUACCGAACAUAUCCCAGACUCAUAGGAGAGUGUGGAGGAAAGAACUUCCACUUCGUUCACCCAUCGGCAGAUGCUGACAGUGUUGUUAACGGCACCAUUCGGUCAGCUUUUGAGUAUGGUGGUCAGAAGUGCUCAGCUUGUUCCCGUGCGUAUGUCCCAGAAUCCUUGUGGCCUAAGAUCAAAGACGGCAUGGUCAACAUCCACAAGCAAAUCAAAGUGGGCUCCCCACUGGAAAAUGACACCUUUGUGUCUGCUGUGAUUGAUGAUAAGUCUUUUGGUCGCAUCAAGGGAUAUUUAGAUCAUGCAAAGACAUCUCCAAAUCUCUCAGUCGUUGCUGGUGGCUCAUGUGACAACAGCAAAGGAUAUUUUGUGGAGCCAACCAUCAUAGAAACAAGUGAUCCAUCAGACAAAAUCAUGCAGGAGGAAAUAUUUGGCCCUGUCGUGACAGUGUAUGUGUAUCCUGACAACAAGUACAAAGAAGUCACAGAGCUUGUCACCAAGACUUCACCCUUUGCUUUGACUGGUGCCAUUUAUGCACAAGAUGAGAAAGUAAAGAAAGAACUGGUUGAAAUGCUUAAAGACUCGGCUGGUAAUUUCUACAUCAAUGAUAAAUCGACUGGAUCUGUUGUGGGACAGCAGCCAUUUGGAGGAGCUAGACUGUCAGGUACAAAUGACAAAGCUGGGGGUCCUCACUACUUACUGAAAUUUGUGUCGGUCCAGUCUGUCAAGGAAACAAUGGUUCCAUCAAAGGAAUGGCGAUACCCAUCUAUGGCAGUGGCUCAGUGAGGACGCCAGCACUACAGUAUGUGGACUACUGUUGUUGGUCUGUGACUGGGGAUUGUGAUGUGUUCAAACCUCAGUUAUAGGAUGUGUGGUUUGAAUACAUGGUUCUCCCAGCCAAAAUUAGCUGUAGUGUUUACUUGUUGUUUUCACACAGAAAUUAUGUCAUUUGACGAGAACAGUCGUAAACAAUGGACUUGUAAAGAUUGACUGUCAUUGACUUAUAAGAUAUCUUGAUUGUCAUUGAAUCCACAAAAAUUGUUACAAGUUUUAUUGUAUACAUACAUGUACUCGAGGAUAUAGACUUAUAAUGUACUAACUCAUUUGACAGUAUUGUCAUAUUAAUCAGAAACAGUGUUAUAUAGAGGUACAUUGAUUGAUGUGGCUUUAAACACCAGAUGAAUUGUUAAGUUACACAGGAAAGAUAAUAAAUAUAAAUUUAUAUUUACAAAGAUGGUGAAUUCACUAAGGAAUGUCUGUUAUUUGAAGUGAGUGUUGUUUGUCUAGUAGCCUUUUUCCCAUGUUCUCCCUUUAAAGAUCCUGGAUUGUAAAAAAGGCUCACAACUUGGAUAAUACAAAAAGGAAUCUGCACUCCAAAACUGUUUGUCUGUGUAAUCCUGCUGUUACCCUCUCCAGGGAACAGAUAGAAAUUUUGUUAAUAUCAAUUCAUUUUCAUCUACAACUAAUUUCCUGGUAUUUAAUGGUGACAGGUCUGAAAAUCCUAUGUUCAGUAUCUAGAGAUUAUUUAUUUGAUAUUUAAACGUGCUGCUGAUAUCAUUCCAGUGUUUGGACAUCGGGCAUAUUUACAUCAUAUCAUGUUUUCUACUUUUACUUUUUGUUUUUUUGUUAUCAUUAACAUUUAGUGCUCAAUUUAAAUAGACUUUGUUGGAAGUUAUCCAUUCUAUCUGUCUAGUAUCGCUUUGCUAGCAGCUAUGUUAUUGCUUCUGUUUUAGGUUCCAUGUUUAUUUUUUAAUACCUUAAGACUCUGAAGAUUGAAUGCAUCGUCUUCUUUCAGAAGAGUUCCCCAUUCCUCAAAGUGUACUUGAUAAAUAUUAAUGUGUUCUUUUUCUAAACACAUAUUUUAUUAUUGUAAAUAUAGUAUUGUUCAGUAGUAAACAUUUUGUAACGGCAGCAAAAUGUAUAAAGCAGGUUAUUGAGUUUAGAUUCUUUACGUUCCUGUUUUGUUUAUAUUGCUCAGGGGAUGUUCGACAUUUGAGUUUAGACGUUAUAAUGGUAUCUGUUCGUUGCCCUAAAAUAAUAUUGCCACUUACAGAUCCAGGAUUUUGGAAAAGAAGGGCAGGGCCCAGACACAGUUGCCUCCUAACACAAUAAAAAAUGAUAAUAUAUAAAUGCUUACCUUUAAGAAGAAUCAAUCUCCACCCUUUGGACCUUAACUAAUUCUUCACCCUCCUUUAAGUCUCUUAACAUGAGUUUGAGCCAGAAGUAAGGGAGAAAACUCAUGAUAAAAGUUACAAAAUUUUCUUUAGUUAGUUCAUUUAUCAUGAAAACUGAAAUUCUGAGUUCAUUUUUAUUGUGUAUUUCGUGUAUAGGUAUCCAUUUCUGGUAGACUAAAGUACCAUCUAACACAGUUUUUUCUAUAACUUUUACCAUCUCGUCACACUAUUUUCUACCUUAGAGUACAUAGGAUUGAUAGCUCAGCAGAAAAAUUGGUUGAUAUCUAACCAUCGCAUCAGUUUUGUAUGCUUCACACUGGGGCUUUUUGUCUGAUGAAAGUCACCUUGAAGUCAGCAUUUUCUCUACCAGUAAAUGUGUUAUAAGAACUUUUAUUGAACGUCAGGUUGAUGCACGUGUAUAAAAAGUGUAUAGUACACAAACCUGAUUUAUUCAUGGAAAGUAAUGAUAUAGGAUACCUCAGUACAAUUAGAUACAUAAGAAGUGAAAAAAGAUUUCACUUCCAAUACAGGUAAAUACAGGAGUUAAAUCAUGUGUGAUGAUGGAUGUAGAAUUAUAAUUGUUAUUCACUGUUAAAUACUCAGAAUCAUGAUAAAUGAUAGUCUUAUUUGUACAACUGUAUUUUUAUGGUCUCUUGACAUUUGCAAACAUUUGUUUAAUAUUUAAACUUGUAUUGCAGAUUAUGAAAUGGUACCAGCAUAUCAAUCAAUUCCUAUUUUACAGAGAUCAACAACUACAUUGUUUAAAUUAUUUUUAUUUUUUAAACUUGUACAAUUUAUAAUUCAAUUUUCCAAUUCUUCAAUAUAUAAAUUAAAUUUACUUUGGUCGUAGACUCUGAUUUAGCAAACCAACAGAUGUAAGAAUGAGAAAUGACAGGUUAUGUACUCCCUAAUAAGGACAUCAGUACAUGCUUAAAUAUUUUAAUCAUGUAUGCUCAGAGCCAUAAGUGAGAUACUGUUCAAUUUAUAGUAUUUCAUUAAGAACUUUAAAGCCAUUAAUGAAAUACUGCAAGUUGAAAAUUAAAAGAACUUUAAAGCCAUUUUAGUUUUUAAUACAUUUUCUGGUCUUUAUGGAUAAGAUGAUUACAUAUUCAAUCAUGUUUUUGUUUUGGUGUUUCAGAUAAAGGUUGACUUUAUCCUUUUGAGUUGGUCUAUGUUUAUAACUGAAUUAUUUUAUUUUAUUAUAGAGUUGGUUCUUUGUUGAUUUUAAAGAAGGCAUAAUAGAAAGAUAUAAGAACGUUUUAUUUCUAAUCAAUGAAAUAUUGAAUCUCAAGCUCUCGAAUGAAUACUUUCCGUGUUUUUUGUGCUAUUCCAAUUUGGUUUUCGGUAUAUACGUGUUUAUGUGGUGUUUUCUGAAAGGCUUUAUAAAAUCGGGUUUUGGAGUGAUGUAUUUUAUCAGAUUUGUAUUUACAUAAAGAAGGAUGAUAGUUGAGAUUUAUUAAAUAUGAAUUUUGUUUAAUCUAUGUCUUAAGGUUUACUAAAUAAACACCAUGUUGUAUACAAUGUACUUACCCCACAAUUUAAUGUUCUUAAUGAAAUCAAUAUAUUAUUCUGGAUAGGCUCUGUCCCAUAUCUUACUUAGAUAUACAUUGUAUACUGUUUGAGGCGAUGCUUGAAUAAAUGCAUAUCACAAUGAAAA
Messenger RNA from Ylistrum balloti, 4911 nucleotides. Its product is annotated as delta-1-pyrroline-5-carboxylate dehydrogenase, mitochondrial-like. The coding region runs from base 169 to 1866 and encodes 565 amino acids. The transcript has 15 exons. Gene Ontology annotation, molecular function: L-glutamate gamma-semialdehyde dehydrogenase (NAD+) activity. Lineage: Eukaryota; Metazoa; Mollusca; Bivalvia; Pectinida; Pectinidae. Gene Ontology annotation, cellular component: mitochondrial matrix. The record is from RefSeq and is a predicted model, not a curated record.